Molecule: messenger RNA, 1751 nt
Organism: Osmerus eperlanus (European smelt)
Lineage: Eukaryota; Metazoa; Chordata; Actinopteri; Osmeriformes; Osmeridae
Gene: cobll1a
Product: cordon-bleu WH2 repeat protein-like 1a
Exons: 9
Coding region: 135-1751 (538 amino acids)
Biological process (GO): signal transduction
Molecular function (GO): actin monomer binding
Source: RefSeq, a predicted model, not a curated record
AGAGAAAACUAACAAACGUUUCCUUCUUUCGCGCAUUCUAGAGUAUAGUUGAAAUCUCUGGGAGUUCCAGAAUAGUCGCUCCCACCUGAAAUCCAGGUGAGAACCGCAUUGGUUCCGCCUCCCCGCGAAGCCCCAUGGAGGACAAAGAGAACCAGCUGGAGAGGGACCACACUCUAGUUGUGGUUCUGCCAGGGGGGCAAGAGAAGACCACGACAGUCCAUGGAAGCAAGCCUGUGAUGGACCUGCUUGUCACACUGUGCGCCAGAUAUCACCUGAAUCCCUCAGAGCAUCACGUGGAUCUCCUCUCGCCCAAUAGCAACCAGAUCACGUUCAAACCAAACUCUCCCAUUGGGAGCCUGGAGGCUGAGAGAAUAGUCCUGAAGCCCAAGGAAAGCGAGGAGAAGGUCAAGAAGACCUAUAUUCCAGAGGCCACCGUACGACUGUUGAUUAACUACAGAAAGUCUCACAAAACGGUGGUGCGAGUCAACCCCAGAGUGCCCCUGGAGAACCUGCUGCCAGCCAUAUGCCAGAAGUGUGAGCUUGAUAUGGAGUCCACCAUUUUACUGAGAGACUCCAGUUCCCAAGAGCCCUUGGACUUGUCCAAGUCCUUGAACGGCCAUGGCGUGAGGGAGGUGUUUGCCAAGGACACAGCAGUGGUCAGUCUCACAAAUGUUGCCCCAUCACCAACACAAGAAGAUGUGGAAGACACUGACCUGCCAAAUAACGAAGACAAGGCCCCUAAGAAACAGAAGGAGAAAGAGAACAAGGGCUUUUUCAGCUUAUUCAAGAGAAGGAAGAACAAAAGUGAAAAGGGGGCAUCGGUGAGCGCCCCGGUCUCGCCCGGUUUGAGCCAGCGGGCGGUAAACACGUUGGCCACCCACACCUCCAACACGCUGCCCCUGGACGCGCCCAAGAAGAGGCGAGCCCCCCUGCCGCCCAUGGCCGCGUCCUUCAGCGUCCCCGCCAACCUCAUCGGCAGCCACCCUGCCUCUCGCCCCCUGGACCCACCUGAGGGACAGGCCGUCGGGCUGAGUCGUGUGUCCUCUACCGAGUCCUGCCUGAGGACCAAACGGAGAGCUCCCCAUCCUCCCGGCACCACACCUCACCACGCCCACGCCCCAGAACCUGAGGCGUCCCUUUACACAGCUGAGGAGCUGAGGGAGUGUGAGGAGAUCUCUCCAGCUCCUGCUCUCUCCCACCCCAGGGAGCACGGCAACCACCCAGCCCCAGAUACUGACUCAUCUGUGGGGGAAGUGGAGCCCCCUGCCCCCCUCUCCCUGGCUGAGAUCCUGACCUCCUCCCUGGUCUACAGACCCUCCGCCAGACCCUGUAGCCCUGCGGCAGGGUCCUCCAACGACGCCCUGCCAUCACAGCCUCAUCACGCCCUGCCAUCACAGCCUCAUCACAGUGUAGGUUUCACCCCCGCUGUCGGCAGCCCUGUCAUUCUCCGGGCGACGCCCGCAGGAGGGACCUGGAGGGGAGGCUUGACCACGUUCAGGGUGGUGCCUCGGGGCUCGUUUCUUAGGCAAAGGGCCCUGGAGCAGGAGACGGUGGGCUCACGCCAGGACCCCCCCUGUGCCCUCUCUGCAGGCCCUGCCAGGCCCCCAGACAGCCCUGCCAGGCCCCCAGACAGCCCUGCCAGGCCCCCAGACAGCCCUGCCAGGCCCCCAGACAGCCCUGCCAGGCCCCCAGACAGCCCUGCCAGGCCCCCAGACAGCCUGGCUCUGAGCCAGGAGGGGCUGGUGGGAUAA